GGGGACUUCUCCCGGGUCCCAUGCUUCCCAGCCGCCCUCUCCCUGCAGGGAGAUCCGGGAAAGAGCCCGAGUGCGGGGAGGGGAGGGUCGGCCUUGCGGAGGCCCAGCAGGAGAGGAGAGAAGCCGGGCGAGGAGGAGGCAGGAUUCGCACCAGGCUCCCCGAGGGCCCCAUCCUGUCUCCGGAGGGGGAGAGAAGCGGGGAGGCCUCCUUCCCGGCCCUGUUCGGGGGGGACCUCGGCCCUGCGCUGGGAUGAGCCGCUUGGGGCUCCGGGCAGGUUGGGUGAAGGUCGCUCAGUGGCUGAAUUCCACUUUCUAAUUCUUUCUGUUUUUCUUCCCAUCUCAGAUACAGAAACUGGAAGCCAUUUGUGGUCUUUCCAAGGCAAACUUUUCUCUUGGGGGAGAAAAAAAGAGCGGAAUCACCUGCAGGGAUCAGUCCUGCGGCCCUAGAAAUGGUCCUGUGAAGGAAAAGGCAUCUGGAGACCCACCAGAGUCCUUGGAGCCAUUUGGAGUUGCUCUGCAGGAGAGAGAAAGGAUGGAGACACAAUCUUUGGGAAAGGAGGGAGCCGGAAAAGGCCUUUCAGCUGCUCAGCCUGGGAAGGGGGGGAAGCUCUGGACAAGAACCAGGCAGAAGAUCCUGGAGGAGGAAACCAUCCUCUCUUCAGAAGUUCAGCCCUGGACCUUCAUCCAAUACCAGGAGGUGGAGGGUCCCCAAGGACUUUGCAGCCGACUCCAUGACUUUUGCAGGCGAUGGCUGAGACCAGAAAAGCACACCAAAGCCCAGAUGCUGGACCUGGUGGUUCUGGAGAAGCUCCUGGCUCUCCUGCCCCCAGAGAUGGAGGGCUGGGUGCGGGAAUGUGGAGCAGAGACCAGCUCCCAGGCGGUGGCCCUGGCGGAAGGCUUCCUCUUGAGCCAGGCGGAGGAGCAGAAGGAGCAGGUCCAGUUGCAGUCAAAGUGUAGCCCAGGGGAGAUCAAAGAUCCUGAGGGAAGGAAGAACCCAUCAAAUCCCCCUCAGGAGCUAUUUUUCAGGAGGAUCCCUUGGGAAGAUCCAAGUCAGGACACUUCAGAAGGUAAUGGAAGAUCCUCCGAUAACCCAUCUGUCUUCCCUUCGCUCUCUCUUCCCUUCUAUAGAAUACCUUUGAAAGGAAACUAUAGCCAUCUAUCUCCAUAACCCCCAUCUCAGACACACCAACAACAGCCAAGCCUCCUACAACAAAUGACCUCAUCCCAUUGGGUUCACAACCCCUAGUGAUCACAGAAAAGGCAGUGCAGGACCUAUUUCAGACAAAAGCCAGGAAAAGCUCCAGGCCCAGACAAGAUAACUCCUUCUUGCUUAAAAGUCUGUGCUG
Molecule: messenger RNA, 1346 nt
Organism: Ahaetulla prasina
Lineage: Eukaryota; Metazoa; Chordata; Lepidosauria; Squamata; Colubridae
Product: zinc finger protein 24-like
Exons: 2
Coding region: 533-1168 (211 amino acids)
Source: RefSeq, a predicted model, not a curated record